AUGAGUUGGCUCAACCAGCCUUACGCAGGCGGGUACCCGGGCCAGCAACCGCAGCCUGGGUACCUGCAGUCGCAACCGACCGGAUACAUGGGCCAGCCGAUGCAGCAGCAGCCCUUGCAGGUGAGGGAGGGCUCGUUUGCUAUCUCGUGGCCGCGGUGGGGGCGGCGCUUGGGGUCUUGGGGGGGUUGACGUCGUCACUGCGCACAACGUCACGUCACGUCAGCCGACAACUCGGCCUCGCCGACGUCGCCCCCGCACCUCGUCCAUGGACGGCUGUGCAGACCGGGCUGACACAGAUUGAUAUAUUCCAUGCUCAUUAGGGCCAACGUACUGGGUAUGCGCCACAAGGCGGAUUCCAGGUCAGUCGUGUGUGACCGCGUGUGCGCGCGGGCGUACGGCAAGUGCACGACCGACCCCCGUGUGCUCAUCAUACUCGACUCGACCAUCAACUAUCACUUCACAGCAACCCCAGCCGACUGGAUUCAUAGGCCAACGUCUACCGAUGCAGCAGAUGCAGUCGCAGCCGACAGGGUAUGCGCCGUCGAUGCUGCAACCCCAGCCGACGGGCUACCCCGCGCCGAUGCAGCAACGGCCCAUGGCGACCGGCUACCCUUUCCAGCAGCAGCAGCCACCGCCACCGCAGCAGCAGCAGCCCCUCAUGAGUCAACCGACGGGGAUGCCCGGCAUGGGCGGAGGCAUGCAGUCGCAGUUCCUGUCGACCUUCAUGCCGGCCCCGAGCCUCCAACCGACGUCCUUCAUCGACCCCUCCCAGAUGCAAUUCGCUCAUUCGGGCCACAAUGGCGCGUCCCUCGCUCAGACGUUUCAACAGCGAAACCAGGCCCAGACAGGUCAUGCCGACGUCCCUAUCCCGUGGGCGCUGACCAAGGACGAGAAGAAGCGCUACGAUCAAAUCUUCCGCGCUUGGGACCAGCAGGGCACCGGCUUCAUCGAAGGCCGAGUCUCCAAGGAGGUGUUUGGGCAGGCCGGGCUCGAUCAAAACGACCUCAUGUCCAUCUGGUGAGUCUCUGAUGGAAGUCAGUACGACACUCCCAAUUACCCUCCGGUCGCUGACCCUCAGCGCGGUUCUCUAGGAACUUGGCCGAUGUUCAAGACCGAGGCAAGCUCAACAUCGACGAAUUCCACGUCGCCAUGGGUCUCAUCUACAGGCGUUAGUUUUCAUUCGCGAGGACUCCAGCGCCAAUCAUCCUGACCUGAGCUAACGCUAUGCUUGCAUAUCCCCCCUACCCCUUCUAAAAGGUCUCAAUGGCAACCCCAUCCCCCAGACGCUUCCCCCAGAGAUGGCACCUCCCUCCGCUCGUGAUCUGGACGACUCGGUGGGCUUCCUCACCAACCUACUUAAAAACGACAACAAUCAGCGCUCGACGAAUCAGGAUUUUGACGGCGGUCGUGGAUCGAUGGCCAAAGCCCGCUCGCUGCACGACACCGCCCCUCGGCGCGACCGUAAGGAUGCGACCGUCUUCCGCAACGACGACGACGAAGCGCGCACGGUGUACAAGUCGAGUGCUCGCCAUCUCAACCGAGACCAGAUCAGGAGUCGCAGUGAGACGGAUUCGCCAUCAUCGGAUCUCGAUGACAUCAAGGAUCGCUUGCGAACGACUAGAAGUACCCUCGACCGAUCUCGGGACCAAGACGACGAGGAUGAGGAUCUCAAGGACGAGCUGCGCAACAUGAACCGUCGCAUCCAGCGUGUCCAAGACGAUAUCGAUUACAACCUGCGCAGCGGUCGACGCACCCCCGCCAAAGAUGACGAGCGACGCAAGCUCGAACGCGAGCUGUUGCGACUCGAGCACGAAGAACUGCCCGAGCUCGAACGACGCAUCAAAGAAAAGGUACGUGAUAAGAAGCGUGAUCAGCGCAAGUACGCACUCGAGCGCGACUCCCGCAACAACGACUUGGAUCGCUACGGGGAUCGUGACCGAUACUCGACGCGGGAAGAUCCCUACGAGUCGAGGUCGUCAUCCCGUCGCGAGUCCCCCGAGCGCGGCUACAACCGUGGCACCUACGACAAUGGGGAUGGACGCGAGAAGCGUUCGCGCGACCGCGACGAUGAUUAUUACACGUCUUCAUCACGAGGAACCACAUCACCUAGUCGCGCCCGCAAAGAGCCUCCUCCACCGCCUCCCGCUCCUGCUUCGGAACGAGCCACCCCUCCGCCUCCACCACCUGCGCCAGUCGCCGCUCUCAAAUCGCCUGCGGUCGACACGCGCUCCAUGACCCCGACGGAACGACAAGCCCAUAUCCGAGCUCAAGCGCAGGCUCGCAUUCAGGAACGACUGAGGGCGUUGGGCGUCGCAGCUCCUGCAAGCGGUGAAACCGCUGUCGACACCAGCGUCGCUGAUCGACUCGAGAAAGACAAGGCCGAAGCUGCUGCCAAAGCAGCCAAAGCCGAUGAGGACCUCAAAGCGAAGGAGCUCGAGCGGCAAGCCAAGCUUGAACGCGAAAAGUUGAGAGGUAUUGUGAUCGAGCAAUCGAUCAAUAGCCAGAAUGAGGCAGCGGUUGAGCAGGUCAGGGAAGAGGUCAAUGCCGCCGCUCCCGAGCCUAUGAUCGCCAAAGCUGCGAACGAGCAACUGGACGUCGAGGAGGACGCGCUGGCCCGCAGGGAGGCGCAGCUUAAGCGAGAAAAGGAGGAACGAAUGGCCCGGAUCAAGCAACUGGAGCAGGAAGCGCAAGAAGCCGAGGAGAACUAUGCUCGGAGCAAAGCCAUGUUCGCCCCAAAGAUCGCUAAAGUCGCCCCUCCGCCUCCAGCGCCUCGAGCUCGACCCGCUGCCCCACCUUCUCGAACUGCACCAGCCUCUGCGUCGGCAACCAAACCUGCAGUCGACGAUGACGACGAAUUCGCCCCCCCAGCACCCCGAGCUGCGGAUCCUGCCCCCGCGGUCAUUCCAUCGUUCCUCUCUCCGCCCGUGGCGCGGUCAGAUGUCGGUGCGUCGCCCAGCAGCGAAAGCAAGAACCCUUUCCAUCGAUUGCAGCAAGGUGGUGCUUCGCCAGCCGCAGCGAGCGCGGCCCCGGCGGCAUCGCCAUCAGGCAAGCCCAACCCCUUCUUUGCAUCGUCGUCACCACCGGCGGGACCUCCCGCACCUUCCACUCCUCUCCUUGCGCCCGUGCCUCCCGCUCAAACUGCCCUUCGCCAGGCCGGCCCGGUCGCAAAACCAGAGUAUCGCCCGCCACCGGUGGACGACGACGACUGGGAUGCGAAGGAGAAGGACGUGGAUGAGAGCGACAGCGACGACGAGAUCGGCGGACUGCGCGCUGCACAAGCCAACCUCGCGGCCAAGCUCUUCCAAGGCUUGGGCUUGGGUCCGGCUCGUCCGGCUUCGGCACAGGGUAGCACUCCGACGCGUAGCACGGCUGCGUCCCCUGCUCUGGGUGCUCCUGCAGCCCCACCUGCUCCUCCCGCCCCGUCUGCGCCCGCUGCGCCCCCCACACCCAAAGCAGCCCCUGCCUUCGUGGUGCCAACGGAGGCGCCUCCUCGCUCGGCGCUCCUCGGGGCCAUUCAAGGCGGCUUGACAUUGCGCAAGACCGAGACCAAGGAUAAGAGUGGGCCUGCAGUUACGGGCAGCGUCAUCGGUGAUCCUUCUCCACCUGUUCAGACUUAUCGAGCACCGUCACCCCCGCCCGCACUCGCGGGCCCAGCUGCCCAGGUCGCGCCUGCCGCCAAUGGCGGCGGCAGCUUUGGUGAGUCGCACUACAACGCGAACAGGCAAUCCAUUGCCUGGCUGGGUAGCAUGGCUGCUGUUGAAGGGUCCUCGCAAAAUGCUCAGACGUUUUCGAAUAUCGCGACAGUCGCGGAGGACGAAGAGCCUGCCGAGGAAGCCAAAUCAUCGACCCUUCCCGCAAUCGUUGCCGCAAGUAAUGAGGAUGAUCCUCUGGCACCGUUCGAUAUGACUACGAGUGAGUCGUCGUUUCGUUCACCGAGUAUUGAUGUCCAACUUUAAUUGAGUAAUGGUCUUCCACUCUUGCGCAGCCCACCGCAUGAAGUCUUUGUUCGCUUUCCAUGGCGAAGGGCCCAACGACCUCAGCUUCAAGGAGAACUUGGUGUUGAACGUUCACCCUUCAAAGGAUCCGGCCGGUGACUGGUUGUACGGAACUGUCGAGUCGUCGGGUGAGCAAGGAUGGGUGCCCAAGUCCUACGUCGAGGCCUUCACUCGUGAGUACCGUGGUGAUUGAUCGAGACCAGGCUCGCCACUGCAUUCCGACGCUAACGCCAUGGGCACGAUUCAUAGCUCAAUCCGCCAAGGCUCUCUACGCGUACGACGCGGCUUCGGAGGAGGAGAUGUCAUUUCUUGAGAAGGACAUUAUCUCGAUCGUCGAUUCCGCAGACGCGAGUUGGUGGCAAGCAGAGAAGGACGGCUUGAUCAAGCUUGUGCCGGCCUCCUACAUCGAGCUUGGUCAGUAGCACCUCCCAGCCCAAUUCAUGUUGUCGCCGGCGCUCCUCUCUUCUCGCUCUGCCUUCCCGAAGGGUCACCGAUCUCCUUCUCGCCUCGCUUGUACACUCCCUAUCGGAUCCGGCUCCCGUCUUGUGCGUUUCGAAGAUGAAAAUGAAUCUCAUUGAAUCUCCUACCCUUGUUGCCCUCGCUUGCAGGUACAAGCGAGGCGCACCUGGCCCCCGCCCCCGCGCCGCCGAGGCUCGAGAUUGCGAUGACUCGUCCCCAUGAUAAAGAUCAGCGCCUGUCCAUGCCUUCCGAAAGUUCCGGUAUUUCCGAGGAGUCAGGACCGCGCGUCGCCGAUGACAGUGACAGCGAAAUUGAGACCCCUGGCGGUGGCGAUCCGAAAGAACGCGAGGCGGAGAGGCUGCGCGUUUUGGAGGCGGCUGGAUUGCUGGUGAGAGGAGGGCCAUCGGCUGAUCGUCGAAAGCGACGUCAAGCACCUGCACGACCUCCUACCAAACCUACGACCGGGUCUGUCUCCGGAGGCGAUGAGGGCCAUGAGACUUUGGCGGAAGAAAGCGUCAAUCCCGACCCGGCGCCCGAGAAGGACGUGGAUCAGGAAGGAAGGGUCGAAGAUGCGUAUGAUGUAAGGUCAUCCAAGUUGUUCUCACGAGUACCUGAAACUUUCCAUUCCUAAAGUAUGCUACCGUGCACAGAUUUAUCAACGUGUCAUGCGCGAACUCCCGCCCGUGCCGACAACCACGAGUAAUCGACUCUCGAUGGUCUCGGAUUCGACAACGCCCUCGACCACCGCAGGAUCGAUCCUGUACCCAACUUCGCCACCCGCGUCUCCGGCCCCAUCGAGCUCGACAGUAGCUUCGUCGUUGGCUACAGGUGCCUCGAUCAAGGAACAAUGGCAAGCUACUACAAGUGGUUUGCGCGCCAAACUAGGCAGACCGAGGGAAAGCUCAAGCGCGGGACUCGAUCACGCGAGACUGAGCAUCAGCGGGCCCAUCAUGGGCGAAGCCACGGGCUCGGCUCAGUCAAAAUCACAAGAGAGUGCUACUCCAUCCAAUUUUGUUGCUGUAAGUGUAUUCCCCGCUCAGCCCAUGGCCAUUCUGCUCAACUGACAACUCGCGUCGUUCCCCGACACUUGCAGUCUUGGGCGAGUAUGAUUGAUUCUGGAGCACUUGAGAUAAUGCCCGACCGGUCAGUCAACCCCCCAUCCGAGGUGGUUCGGGACACUCUGCUUAGACCAUCGAAUAAUCCGGUGCUACAGGGAACGCAAGCGCCAAGAAAGCAUGUUCGAGCUCAUCACCACCGAACAAGCCUACGUCCAGUCCUUGCAACUCACGAUUGAAGUCUUCUUCAACCGACUCCAACCCGUCAUUCCGGCCAAAGCGCUUCAAGUCAUCUUCGCCAACAUCGAGGACAUACUUCUGUUUGACACCGUACGUACUCUUCUUGCGGCCCACAUGUGCGUGCUCGGCGCUGAAUGCACUGAGCUGCUUCCCAAAGAUCUUCCUAAGCGAGCUGGAGGACCGCCAACGGACGGCAAGAUUGUACAUCGACACGAUCGGAGACAUCGUCAAGAAACACGUACGAGGUUACGAAUGCUAUCGCGGCUACUGUGUCAACCAGGCCAAUGCGGCACGUACGCUCGCCGAUCUCAAGCGUUCCGAUCCGCAGCUUCGCUCGUUCCUCGAGGUGAGCCAUCGUGACUCCAUGAACCUGUGAGGAACUGUGACUGACCGGACAUCAUAUAAUCUAGGGGUCGCGUAUCAAAGGGCUGGAGCUCGAGCACUUUUUGUUGGAGCCGAUGCAACGUGUCACACGUUUGCCCUUGCUGCUGCGUCAGGUGAGUCGGGCACCUCUGUGCGCUCGGCGCUUGUGUUUUGAGAGGUUUGACUGACGCACGCACGUGGGCAUCUUAGAUCUUACGAUAUACCGAGCAGGAUCAUUCGGACCGAGCUCUGCUUACCCGAUCUCUCGAAAUCGCGGAAGGAAUUCUUGGCAUGAUCAACGAAGCUGUCCGCGCGCACGAGAACGAAGAGAGACUGGUGUACCUCUCCGACGUGAUCGAGUUCUCUCAUAGCAUCGAGGCUCGACUUGACCUGACCGCCCCGACGAGAUUGAUGGGACCUCGACGCUUGCUCAAGGAGGGUCGCGUCUCCAAAGUCAGGUCGGGACGCAAGCUCAAUGUGUACCUUUUCAACGAUCUGCUCAUCUUCACCGAGACGAAAGCCGGCGGAAACGAGGUCGUAUAUCGCUGGGUGAGUUGAGCGUAUGCGUCGGUUCGUGCUACGAGCUGCGCUAAUGACCUCGGCUCCUUCCGUAACCUCAGCCCAUCGCACUCGAAGAGUGCAUCAUUCGAGAUCAAAGUCGUGAUGAUCUCACGUUCGUGGUCGCACACCGCGGCGAUACGAUCAAUGUGCGUACAUCGAGCGCGAGGCAAUGCUUGCUGUGGACCCAAGAGAUCGAGCAGGCUCGCAAAGCGUGUCUUGCGGCGGUUCAAAAGAGACGAGGCAUGUAA
Microbotryum saponariae is the source of this 6921-nucleotide messenger RNA. The record is from the annotation of a GenBank genome assembly. NCBI's taxonomy places the organism in Eukaryota, Fungi, Basidiomycota, Microbotryomycetes, Microbotryales, Microbotryaceae.